AUGACAUUACCUAAUGUUGGUCGUGAAGGAGCCACAUUUCUCAGUCAUAUUAUUGAGAACUAUGAUACACUUGCUACUCAUACACUUUUUUCACAAGCAGGUGUCGAAGGUAUUACUGGAACAGGACUGGAAAAUUGGUUUAUGUCACGCCUGGUAAAACAGUUCAAUGCGUCAGUUGGAUUUAUGCCACUUGUAGUUACGAAUAUGGUUGCUACUUAUAAUUGUGGUAAAGGUCCAUAUGGAGAUUUUCUACGGUUAACAGAGCUCUGGGGAAUAUUGCAGAGUACACUAUGCCCACCAGGUGGACAAGCUGUAAGUAAAUUUAAAUCUAAUAAGCAUUGA
Molecule: messenger RNA, 342 nt
Organism: Rotaria sp. Silwood1
Lineage: Eukaryota; Metazoa; Rotifera; Eurotatoria; Philodinida; Philodinidae
Source: the annotation of a GenBank genome assembly